Nomascus leucogenys (northern white-cheeked gibbon) is the source of this 2567-nucleotide messenger RNA. Its product is annotated as neuroblastoma breakpoint family member 3-like. Lineage: Eukaryota; Metazoa; Chordata; Mammalia; Primates; Hylobatidae. The coding region runs from base 6 to 2198 and encodes 730 amino acids. The record is from RefSeq and is a predicted model, not a curated record. The transcript has 16 exons.
ACCUCAUGAAGUCUACGCUGAGGGAUGAGCGGCUCUUCAUGGAAGAGGAGCUUUCGGAGCAGCUCAGGCAAUAUGAAGUCCUGGUUUUCUCUCGGGAACGGGAGCUGACCCGGUUAAGCGUGAAGUUACGGGAAGGGAGAGAUGCCGCCCGCUCAUUGAUUCGGCAUCUCCAGGCCCUUCUCACUCCGGAUGAGCCGGACGAGUCCCAGGGGUGGGACCUCCGAGAAGAGCUGGCUGAGGGAUGUAGGCGGGCGCAGCACCUCAUCCAAAAGCUCAGCCCAGCAAGCGACGAAGGCGAGGAUGAAGGUGAUAAAGUUGAGGAGGCUGAGAAAGUAGAGGAGUUAUGUGCCCCCAGGGAGGUGCAGAAGGCUGAAGAAAAGGAAGUCCCUGAGGACUCACUGGAGGAAUGUGCCGUCACUUGUUCCAAUAGCCACGGCCCUUGUGAGUCCCACCAGCCUCACGGGAACACCAAAGUCACAUUUGAGGAAGACCAAGUCGGCCCACCUCCAGUUGUAGACAGUGCAUCCUCUGAUGAUGAGCGGCAGGAUGCUCCAAACCUUCUCCCAGAGUCUGAAGACCGCAAAGACCUCAUGAAGUCUACGCUGAGGGAUGAGCGGCUCUUCAUGGAAGAGGAGCUUUCGGAGCAGCUCAGGCAAUAUGAAGUCCUGGUUUUCUCUCGGGAACGGGAGCUGACCCGGUUAAGCGUGAAGUUACGGGAAGGGAGAGAUGCCGCCCGCUCAUUGAUUCGGCAUCUCCAGGCCCUUCUCACUCCGGAUGAGCCGGACGAGUCCCAGGGGUGGGACCUCCGAGAAGAGCUGGCUGAGGGAUGUAGGCGGGCGCAGCACCUCAUCCAAAAGCUCAGCCCAGCAAGCGACGAAGGCGAGGAUGAAGGUGAUAAAGUUGAGGAGGCUGAGAAAGUAGAGGAGUUAUGUGCCCCCAGGGAGGUGCAGAAGGCUGAAGAAAAGGAAGUCCCUGAGGACUCACUGGAGGAAUGUGCCGUCACUUGUUCCAAUAGCCACGGCCCUUGUGAGUCCCACCAGCCUCACGGGAACACCAAAGUCACAUUUGAGGAAGACCAAGUCGGCCCACCUCCAGUUGUAGACAGUGCAUCCUCUGAUGAUGAGCGGCAGGAUGCUCCAAACCUUCUCCCAGAGUCUGAAGACCGCAAAGACCUCAUGAAGUCUACGCUGAGGGAUGAGCGGCUCUUCAUGGAAGAGGAGCUUUCGGAGCAGCUCAGGCAAUAUGAAGUCCUGGUUUUCUCUCGGGAACGGGAGCUGACCCGGUUAAGCGUGAAGUUACGGGAAGGGAGAGAUGCCGCCCGCUCAUUGAUUCGGCAUCUCCAGGCCCUUCUCACUCCGGAUGAGCCGGACGAGUCCCAGGGGUGGGACCUCCGAGAAGAGCUGGCUGAGGGAUGUAGGCGGGCGCAGCACCUCAUCCAAAAGCUCAGCCCAGGACAUUGGUGUGAUCAAGUGAAAAAGGAGGACCAAGAGGCCACAGGUCCCUGGCUCAGCAGGGAGCUACUGGAUGAGAAAGAGUCUGAAGUCUUGCAGGACUCCCUGGAUAGAUUUUAUUCAACUCCUUCUGGGUAUCUGGAACUGCCUGACUUAUGCCAGCCCUACAGAGGUGCGUUUUACUCAUUGGAGGAGCAACACCUUGGUUUGGCUGUUGAUGUGGACAGAAUUAAAAAAGACCAAGAAGAGGAAGAAGACCAAGGCCCACCAUGCCCCAGGCUCAGCAGAGAGCUGCUGGAGGUAGUAGAGCCUGAGGACUUGCAGGACUCACUGGAUAGAUGUUAUUCGACUCCUUCCAGUUAUCUAGAACAGCCUGAUUCAUGGCAGCCCUACGGAAGUUCCUUUCACUCAUUGGAGGAAGAACACAUUGGCUUUUCUCUUGAUGUGGAUGAAAUUGAAAAGUACCAAGAAGGGGAAGAAGAUCAAAACCCACCAUGCCCCAGGCUCAGUGGGGUGCCGAUGGAAGCAGAAGAGCCUGAAGUCUUGCAGGACUCACUGGAUAGAUUUUAUUCAACUCCUUCAACUUACUUUGAACUACCUGCCUCAUUCCAUCACUACAGAAGUGACUUUUACUUAUUUGAGGAAGAGCACGUCAGCUUGGCCCUUUACAUGGACAAUAGGUUUUUUACUUCGACGGUGAUAAGGCACCACCUGGUCUUCCAGAUGGGAGGCAUAUUCCCACACUAAGCAGCCCUUACUAAGCUGAGAGAUGUCAUUGCUGCAGGCAGGACCUGUAGGCACAUGUAGGUUUGAAUAAAACUGUAGUUCCCUUUGGAAGCCCAGACAAAAGUUUUUAAUUGUAUAGAUUAAAAUAAUUUUGGACAAAAAUUAAAACUCAAUAGGAUGGGAAAGUGGGCAUGGCUCUAUUCCUAUUCUCAGACCAUGCCAGUGGCCACCUGUGCUCAGUCUGAAGACAUUGGACCCAAAUUAGGUGUGACACGUUCACAUGACUGUAGCACAUGCCGGGAGUGAUCUGCGAGACAUUCUAAUUUGAACCAGUUAUCUCUGGGUAGCUACAAAGUUCCUCAGGGAUUUCAUUUUGCAGGCAUGUCUCAG